Molecule: messenger RNA, 5152 nt
Organism: Oncorhynchus tshawytscha (Chinook salmon)
Lineage: Eukaryota; Metazoa; Chordata; Actinopteri; Salmoniformes; Salmonidae
Gene: garnl3
Product: GTPase activating Rap/RanGAP domain like 3
Exons: 31
Coding region: 359-3463 (1034 amino acids)
Biological process (GO): activation of GTPase activity; regulation of small GTPase mediated signal transduction
Cellular component (GO): cytoplasm
Molecular function (GO): GTPase activator activity
Source: RefSeq, a predicted model, not a curated record
GCUCUCUUCCAAGGCAACUACUAUCAUAUGAGGAGGUUGCGCUCUGCUCGUGGAGCUCGCUGCAAAUGUGAACGAGAGAGCGAAUAAGAGGAGAAAAGCAGAGAGAGAGGGGGGCAGAAAAGGAGAGACGGAGAGGUGUUUUGGUAGAAAAGCUCCAUUCUGCCACAUGCUGCAACGACAAGCCUGUCUCAUCAGCAUCCACUGCGCGCUCAAGGGAUGAGAAUAGCCGAAUUGAAUGCAGUGGGGGAAAUAGGUGUAAAAUGUGAAUAAGGAGUUUGAAAGCAGUAUGCGUCCGUAGUGAAGAGGAAUAAAUAGGAAAACAAGCUCUCUGAGUGCUGGACUGAUAUCGCAUGGGGACAUGAACAGUGUGGACCCCGCUUCUACCAAACUGUUGACUUUCAACCAACGCUCUGCCUCGGAGGACUUGGGCUGCAGGCGUGGAGACUUCAGCCGAAAACACUAUGGCUCCGUCGAGCUGCUGAUCUCUAGUGAUGCAGACGGAGCCAUACAGAGAGCGGGUCGUUUCCGAGUGGAGAAUGGCUCAUCAGAUGAGACGACGGACUACACCCCGGGAACCUGGAGAAGAACCGAUGUCCAUCUGGAGAACCCGGAGUACCACACCAGAUGGUUCUUCAAAUACUUCCUGGGCAAAGUCCACCAGAACUACAUUGGUACGGAUGCAGAGAAGAAUCCCUUCUACCUGUCUGUGGUUCUGUCCGACCAGAACAACCAGCGGGUCCCUCAGUACAGAGCCAUCCUCUGGAGGAAGACAGGAACUCUGAAGAUCAGUCUGCCAUACAGCCCCACCAAAACACUAUCAGUCAAAUCCAUCUUAAGUGCGAUGAACCUGGACAGGUUUGAGAAAGGCCCGAGGGAGAUUCUCAACCCAGAGAUACAGAAGGACCUACUGGUGUUGGAGGAGCAAGAGGGUUCUGUCAACUUCAAAUUCGGUGUCCUGUAUGCCAAAGAUGGACAGCUCACAGACGACGAGAUGUUUAGCAACGAGACUGGGAGCCAGAGCUUCGAUAAGUUCCUUAACCUCCUGGGUGACACCAUCUCCCUGCAGGGCUGGGCAGGCUACCGUGGUGGGCUGGAUACCAAGAAUGACACUACAGGAAUGAACUCCAUCUACACAGUGUACCAGGGCCAUGAGCUGAUGUUCCAUGUCUCCACCAUGCUACCCUACUCCAAGGAGAACAAGCAGCAGGUAGAGAGGAAAAGACACAUUGGGAAUGACAUCGUCACCAUAGUGUUCCAAGAGGGAGAGGACGCGUCUCCGUCAUUUAAACCCUCCAUGAUCCGAUCCCAUUUCACACAUAUUUUUGCAUUAGUUAGAUACAACAGUCAGAACGACAGUUACAGGUUGAAGAUUUUCUCUGAGGAAAGUGUGCCACUGUUCGGACCUCCCCUCCCCUCACCACCUGUGUUUACAGACCACCAAGAAUUCAGGGACUUUUUGUUAGUCAAACUAAUCAAUGGAGAGAAGGCCACCCUGGAGACGCCCACAUUUGCCCAGAAGCGCCAGCGGACCCUGGACAUGCUGAUCCGUUCCCUGUACCAAGACCUCAUCCCUGACCUCCACAAGGUUCCCUUCUCUCCCCAGAACAUGCUCAACAGACGCUCGUUUAGUGAUGUGCUGCCGGAGUCGCCCAAGUCUGCCCGCAAGAAGGAAGAGGCACGACAGGCAGAGUUUGUCAGGAUAGGACAGGCACUAAAGCUGAAGACCAUCGUCAGAGGAGACGCCCCAACCAGUCUGGUCACUACAGGCCUGUGUAGAAAAGAGCCGUGGGAGUCCCAGUCAUUCUGCAGUACGUUUCCCUAUGAGACAGUGUGUGCUGACUCCUGGGGUCAGUCUCUGCUGGUCGCCACGGAAGCAGCAGGGGUCAUGAUGAUAGAUGCUGUUGAUCCACUUCUUUCAAACCCAGAUGCCCAGGUCCUGCCCCCAGUGCAGGUGUUUGAUAAGACUAUGGUGGUGAAACAGAUACACGUUGUAGAGCCUCAGGACCUCCUCAUCACCAGGGCUGACAAAGGGAAGGAUGCGCGUCUCUAUGUGUUCAGACUGAGCAUGCUGAAGAGAGGCUUGGAGGAGAGGCAGCUGGUUCGCACCAAGUGUGACAGCCGAGAGAACAAACUGGAAAAGACCAAAGGGUGUCACCUAUACUCCAUCAACACCCACCAUGGGUCAGAGUUGAGGAUCGUGGCGGCCAUCAGGAAUAAGCUCCUCCUCAUCACCAGGAAACAGCCCCGCCUCGACGGCCUAGGCACCCUCGCUGCUGCAACCCACUCGCCCGUGGACCAGUUCCAGUACAUACGGGAGAUCUGUCUGUGUGACGCUCCAGUAGUCAUGGCCCUAGUGGACGGUCCUACAGGAGAGAACGACAACAUGAUCUGUGUGGCCUACAAACACCAGUUUGACCUGAUCAACGAGAGCACUGGGGACGCAUACAGGCUCCACCAUGUAGACGCCAACCGGGUCAACUUUGUGGCAGCCAUCGAUGUGUACGAGGAUGGGGAGGCUGGUCUUUUGUUGUGUUACAAUUAUAUCUGUUCCUAUAAGAAGGUGUGUCCGUUCAAUGGGUCCACCCCUAUGAUCCAGUCUAACGCCUCUGACUUACACUUCAGCUGGAACCAGAUGCCCAACGCCAUCGUGUGUGCGUUUCCCUACAUCUUGGCCUUUACCACUGACUCCAUUGAGAUCCGGCUGGUUGUCAACGGUAACCUGGUCUACACAGCUGUCGUGCCAGAGCUCCAGCUGACUGCCUCCAGGUCAGACAUCUACUUUGUGUCGUCCGCUCCGGUCAACUCUGCCUCCAACUGCAGCUCCCGGGACACCAGUUCCCAGAGUUCCCCACAGACGCCCACCGGCUACGAGAUGCCCGUAUUCCCAUUGCCGCUCGGAGAUGAUUCUAUACGGAUCCCCUAUGGUACCAAGCUAUCCCUGUACAUGUCUAAGGAUGCCGAAGGUGAGACACAGUGUAAGCAUAUCUUCAAGAUCCCCCUGAGUAACCUAGUGGGCCGCAGCAUCGAGAGGCCCCUGAAGUCCCCGCUGGUCAACAAGGUGGUGACGGGCCUGACAGCCCCCGUGGGGGCCCUCAUGCAGGGGUCCUCACACACACUGUCUCUGUCCCGCAUGGAGAUCAAAGAAAUCGCCAGUCGCACCCGUAAGGAGCUUCUGGGCUUGACCGAGGAGCCGAGCAGUAAGACCGACAGCAGCACGGGCAAACAGAGGAAGAUGAGCAGGAAGACCACUGAGGAAGAGAUAAAGGCACGAACAUUGACCUCCACCAGCAGCGACAGAGUGGGCUCGGAGUCGGCCGACACGGACUCGGACAUCCAACGGCACUGCUCGUCCAGCUCGGAGGCGGAGCCAGAGAAAGUGGUGCUUAGAGAGGAGAGCCCGCCAUUGGCCAGCCCCUUCACCCUCCCCACCUCUUUCGAAGAAGACAUCCUGGACCUAAAGUGAAGACAAUCCCAUCAUGCACUUAUUUUCUGCCCUCCUCCUCCUUUCCUCAUCCCCCUCUUCUCUGCUCCUCCUUUCCUCCUCAUCCCUCUUCUCUCCUCCUCCUUUCCUCCUCAUCCACCUCUUCUCUCCUCCUCCUUUCCUCCUCAUCCCCCUCUUCUCUCCUCCUCCUUUCCUCAUCAUCUCCCUCUUCUCUGCUCCUCCUCAUCCACGUCUUCUCUCAUCCUUUCGGUCAUUUUAUUUGUAGGUUGUUGAUUUCUGUUUAGUUUUUAUCUCUGUGGUCUGGGUCUUCAUCCUCAAACGUGGUGUGUAGAAGAGGAAUGCGUGUGUGUGUGUUGCACCACAGCGAGUAACCCAAAGAAAACGAGGAGGUCAUUUGAGGUGGUGUGGUUAGUUCAGAGUUCAGAGGUCAUUAUACGGCGAAGGUUUUCAUCAAUAAACCAAAACUGAAUGUAAAUCUACGCACAAGGCACGAAGAAAAAUCUGUGUUGGAACCGACACCCUCGUGAAGUUCCUUUGGCUUACCAUUUGUUGCAUAUUAUAUGAUUAUUUCCUAUUCCACUUUCAACUGUAGUAUAAUAUAUGUAUGUAUACAUCUAUUUAUACAUUAAGAUGCAUACACACUGACAGACAUGUAUGCCUUUAUAGAUAUAUUAUAAUACACAUUUUAUUCACAUAUUUAGUAAAUGUAAGAUGUUUUAUGCUCUCCAUGUCUGUCAGUCUUGUUCUGUUUCCUUUCCAACUCACAGUAUGCAGGUAGACAGGGCUGGACUGGAGGCAGAGUCUCCCACAAGUGCCAAUUCGCCACAUCCUACACCAAAACCACAACUCCCAUCAGCCACCUCUCCUUUGAUUGGCUGGACUCUGACAGUAGCGGUCUUAGUCAUGUAUCCCUCUGUAGAUACCAUCUUACAGUGAGUCUGUGAGCUAGGUUCAAUCAUCAUAGAGUCACACACACACACCCCCCUCUAGGGUUUCUAAAAGCACUUGCAUGCCAUGCCUUUGCUACUACUGUCCUGUUUCUGGCUAUCCCUGAGAAUCCCUCAGUCCAGGUACUCACAGAAUAAAAACGCAUAUAGUCUUUUAUACACAGACUACAACCUUCCCUGACAGUAAGCUUACUGUGGCCUAUAAGUGGCCCACCAUUGUCAUAGCCAGCGGGCAGUUAGCUCAUCGGCUUUCUAGUGGGUUCGGCUGCAGUAUCUGACACAAUCCACCGGGCACUCACUGGCUGAAUCAACAUUGUUUCAACGUCAUUUCAAUGAAAUAACAUUGAACCAACAUUGAAUAGACGUUGAAUUGAUGUCUGUGCCCAGUGGACAUGGUCUGUCUGGUGUUAGGCCGCUAUUGUCUACUUGGGACCUCUAUCAGCUUGAUUCUCUUGUUAGUCGGGUUGGAGAAUAUAUCAAGUAGCCAACUACUUCCUUUUAGGAGUGAUGGCUUGAGGUAAUGUAGUCGGUCAUAGGUUGCAUCCAAACUUUUAACCAGGGCCCAUAGAGCGCUGAUCAAAAGUAGGUCAUUAUAUAGGGAAUAGGGUGGCUUUUAGGACAUAGACAUAGUGGAUGAGAGUCCAUUUAGAUGGUAGAUUGGUUAGGGUUAGAUGGUAGAUGGGUUAGGUUUAGAUGAUAGGAGGGUUAGAUGGUAGAUGGGUUAGGGUUAGGGUUAGGUGAUAGGAGGGUUAGAUGGUACAGU